CGAAAACUUGGGACACGUCAAGAAUCGAGGCGGUGCUACACUGGAAGCAGAGGGUCGUACCGUACCCACUGCAUAUGCUCCUCGCCGGGGAAGUUGUGUCUGCGUCUCAGUCCCUCCAGGAAAACACUGGCUGGAGUUUUCAGCGCUCAGCAGCAUGGACGUAACCAAAGGAGAGGAGAGCUCCACUGAGCAGGCUGCGUCUUUAUUUGGGGCCUCAGAGGUGGAGAGUCAGAGGAGAAACAAUGAACGGGGAAAGAAGAGGAAUAACUGGAAAAUCAUUUCUGCGGUCCUGCUGCUGUGCUUACUGGUGGUCAUCCUGGCCGUGGUGUUUUCUCGGAGGAAGAGCAGUGAUGUGAAAGACGGGGAGCUCUGGCUGCUGCAGGCUGAUGAGGGAAUUCAAGAGCUUCAGUGUCCGCCUGGUUUCUCCAGGCCUCCUCUCAUCCUGGUGUCCCUGGACGGUUUCAGGGCGGAGUACCUCAAAGAUCACAGCAGCCACCUUCCCGUCAUCAACAAGAUACGACGUACUGGAACAACAGCGCCAUACAUGAGGCCUGUUUAUCCCACAAAGACCUUUCCCAACCACUACAGCAUCGUCACUGGUCUCUAUCCUGAGUCUCAUGGGAUUGUGGACAACAAGAUGUACGACGUGAGGCAAAACACAUUCUUCAGCUUGAAAAGUGAUGAGAAAUUCAAUCCAAAAUGGUACCAAGGAGAGCCGGUUUGGUUAACUGCCAUUCGUCAUAAACUGAAAACAGGAACCUUCUUCUGGCCUGGAUCAGAUGUUGCCAUUAAUGGCACCUAUCCAGACAUCUACAUGAUUUAUGACAAGCGCAUUACCUUUGAGGAGAGAGUGGAGAAGCUGUUAGGAUGGCUUGGUCUACCUCAGGGAGAAAGACCUGACUUCUACACUUUGUACCUGGAAGAGCCUGACGCAUCGGGACACCGUUAUGGGCCAGGAAGCAGCCAGGUCGUUCAGGCCUUGGAAAAUGUGGACAAGAUUUUGGGUCUGCUGAUGGACGGCCUGAAAAAGAGAGACCUGCUGCACUGUGUCAACGUAAUGAUCAUAUCAGACCACGGCAUGGAGGAGGCUUCGUGUGAGAAGUCAGCGUUUGUGUCAAACUUCCAGGAGAACACCACAGGCUUUUCUGUCAUCCAAGGCCCGGCAGCUCGUAUCAGACCCACCGAACUUCCAGAUAAUUACUUUUCCUUCGACUAUGAGAGCCUGGUGAAGAACCUGUCGUGCAGGACAUCUGACCAGCCAAUGAGGCCGUACCUCAAAGAACACCUCCCCAAAAGGAUGCACUUUGCUAAGAACGAACGCAUCGAGAGAGGACACCUCUAUAUGAAGGAAGGCUGGCAGGCUGCACUCAACAAAAAGGAACUCAAGUAUUGCACCGGUGGAUUCCACGGCUCAGAUAACCUCUUCACCAACAUGCAGGCAAUCUUCAUCGGCUACGGCCCAGGAUUUAAAGACAACACUGUUGUUCCCCCUUUUGAGAACAUAGAAGUAUACAACCUCAUGUGUGACCUCCUUGGCAUUCGUCCCGCUCCUAACAACGGGACUCAUGGAAGUCUGAACCACCUUUUGAGGCAACCAGUCCACCUCCCAGUUCACCCUGCACAGCUCUCCCACGACACCCCAUGUGAAGCCAGUGACCCCGUCCCUGCUAACGAUCUGCAGUGCAACUGUACAUCUCAAACCAGGGAAAUGGAGAAGGAUAUGAACGUUCAUCUCCUGGCAACCAAUUCCACAAGUGAUAGAGCCAAAUUACGGCGCCUCCACCAUCCGUUUGGCACUCCGAGAGUCGUCCAACCACAUGCAGCUUUUUGUCUCCUCUACCACUCGUACUACCUCAACGGGUACAGCAAAGAUCGCCUCAUGCCCCUCUGGGUGUCAUACACCGUCCAGCCUCUGACCCCUGACAGAGUCCGACCCCUGAGCCCGGAGUCUGAGGCGUGCGUUCGUGCUGACGUUCGCAUCCCACCGGUCGCCAGCCAGCUGUGCGUGCGCUACAGAGACAACCCUGAUCUGUCCUACGGCCUGCUGCACCCCCCCAGUCUGAAUCCCGACGGAUACGACAGAGACUCUCUAAUCACAAGCAACAUGGCACCGAUGUUCCCUGCAUUCAAAGAUGUUUGGACCCAUGUGCAUGAUGUCAUUAUUCCACAAUAUUCACAACAGCUGAACGGAGUGAACAUCAUGACUGGGCCAAUAUUUGAUGAAGACUAUGAUGGAAACAUUGACGCACUCAAAGCAAUCUCAGGGAACGAGGCUCCCGUGCCGACACAUUUCUUCGUGAUUCUGACCAGCUGUGGGAACUCAAACUUCAGCCCCGUUAACUGUGAGGGUCCCCUGCAGGCCAAGGCCUUCAUCCUGCCCCACAGACCCGACUACACAGAGCGCUGUGCUAAUCGGGGCGAUCUGGCCUGGGUGGAGGGCUGGCUGCACUUCCAUGUUGCGCGGGUUCGAGACAUCGAGUUUCUGAGCGGACUAAGCUUCUACCAUGACAGGAUAUCAGUGGAAGAGACGCUACAGCUCAAGACUUUGUUACAGACUGCAUAACAUCAGAGUCAUUCUCUAAUGUAGCUUUAAUCUGCAAAGGAAGCCAUAUUGAUCUGCACAGCAGGCCUCUGUCCACGUGGACACAGUUUGACCCAUCAUCACUGGGUGUAGCUGUUGUACAUUUCUUCUCUGUUCAAACCAGAAGGGUCUGAACAUUAAAUCCCUUCCAGAUGUUUUUUUUUUUUUAAUUGUUUGUAUUUCCCAAAUGUUUAAGUGUGUGAAAGCUGUUUAUAUACACAUUCUUGAUCAUGUUUCUUAAGCACUUGAUUCAGGAAAGUUCGUCUUUUUUGUAUCCAGAGCUCUGAACCAAAGACGCCGUCACAGCUGCUGACCGGCUCCAAAGAUUUUUUUCUCUGUUUGAAAAUUUUGUCUAAUAAAAGGGAAAAAAACUACUUUUAUUGAUUAAAGGAAAUUAUAUAUAUAUAUAUAUAGACCACAGUGUUUUUUAUUAGCAGGAGCACUUUAAGAAACUCAAAAAUCUGGAGACAGUUGUGUCUGCUGUCGCGACAUCUGGACAGCGCUGCGACAGCCUGGAAAACCCCACAUACGAGAGUUUAAGAAAACAAUUAGCAUCACCUGUCUAACAUUGCUGUUUCAUGUUCAUUGAUUUAUUUUUGUAUUCUUUUUAUACAUCACCAAUGUUGUUGGUAAUUUGAAAUGUGUGCUUCUGUUAAUGGAUUUUUUUGUGAGAAUUGUAUAAUUUUGAAUUGUUUGCAGAAAUGUUUGUGUUCUGUGUGCAUGGAUGGAUUACAGAUAAAUGUUCCCCUUCAUAAAGACAUAAACCCUUCCAGCACUUCAAACAUAGCAGCGGGACACCCAGGCUGAAAGACUGAGUGUCUAUUAAAGUUGUUUGUUUUUUUGUCUCUUUAAGGUUUUUUUGUGCAUAUUUGAAACCAUUUGACAUCUGUGUUUCAAUAUUGCCUCCUUGAGAUCAUUUUAUGAGCUUUCAUGGUCGUCUUGCAUCCCUUUGUUGUCUUCAUUUCUGUUUGUGGUUUUGAUUUUCUUUGUGUCUGUUGUGUGUAGCUGUUGUGGUUUUCUGCAUAUUUGCCACCAUUUUGGAUCUCUUUGUAGUUUGUUGUCAUUUGUUUUGUUUUUUCUGAAGCUGUGUCGUUUUGCUUCGAGGCCUUUUUAAUCUCUUAUCACGUUGUGUUACAUAAGUGAUUGUUUGUAGUUUUCUUCUCCCAUCUUUCUUUCUCCCAUCAUGUGUCGUCAUCUCUCUCUUCCUGGGGCCCGUUUCAGAAAGAAGCUUAAGCGCAAAUACUGAGUUUGUUAACCCUGAAAUGAGGGAAACUCUGGGCUUUCUGUUUCAGAAAGGGAGGUCACUCAAACCCGAGAAAGAGGGGUAACUCAGGCCUGUUUGAGAGAGGGAGGUAACCUUACCUCUGAGUCAGUUACUAUGGUAACUGAGUCUGUGAACCUAACCUGGUCAGGAGCAGGUUUUCUUCAACAAACCCAGAGUUUCUCCCCGUCUCCUCCCUCUAUCAGAGCCAUAAACGCUGUUUCAUGUUCUCAUUCUCUCAUUCAGUCUGCGUCACGCGUGUUAGUGAAGUUGUUUUAUAGCGUAUAAAAAGAACUAUUUUGUCGAACAUGUCUUUUAGUUGAGGAGCCUCGAUAUGAAGGGGCUGCAUUUAGUUGUCUUUGUAGCUGUGUUGCGUCAGUGAUUGUUUUAUUCUGCUGGUCUUUUGCAUCCAUUUGAGCUGUUUCUUUAUUUUUUAAUCUCUUUAGUUUUCUUUCUGUUGUUACAUUCUGCACGCAACAAAAAGAAAAACUCUCCGAUGCGGCUGUUGAUUUAAAAAAGUGCAGCUUAACGUCAGUUAUUUGUUGUUCGAAAAUCGUCAGUCUGUUUUCUCUGUGAUCCAUCCCUAACUGUGUGUGUGUGUGUGUGUGUGUGUGUGUGUGUGUGUCUGCAGCUUAAUGUUUAUUCUGGGAUAAACACAGUCCCUGUUCAAUCUUUUUAUCUUUGCUGUAGAAGUUGAGGUCGGCACAUCAUCUGUGAAGAAUGACUUCGACAGAUUAAGGCACUUCCAUUGUGUAUCAGCUUUUUUUUUUCACAGCUUUGUCAGAAAUGGCAGCUACAGUCCAACACACAAUUUCAUAAAGACAACUCUUCUACUCUGA
This is a messenger RNA of Labrus mixtus (cuckoo wrasse), 4681 nucleotides long. It is a transcript of the gene enpp1, whose product is annotated as ectonucleotide pyrophosphatase/phosphodiesterase 1. The record is from RefSeq and is a predicted model, not a curated record. Gene Ontology annotation, cellular component: cell surface. Gene Ontology annotation, molecular function: dinucleotide phosphatase activity; nucleic acid binding; phosphodiesterase I activity. The coding region runs from base 155 to 2563 and encodes 802 amino acids. Lineage: Eukaryota; Metazoa; Chordata; Actinopteri; Labriformes; Labridae. Gene Ontology annotation, biological process: nucleoside triphosphate catabolic process; ATP metabolic process; negative regulation of fat cell differentiation. The transcript has 23 exons.